Messenger RNA from Sphaeroforma arctica JP610, 155 nucleotides. RefSeq lists its product as hypothetical. The transcript has a single exon. Lineage: Eukaryota; Ichthyosporea; Ichthyophonida. The record is from RefSeq and is a predicted model, not a curated record. The annotation marks the transcript as partial.
GUGCAGGUGCAUUGAACAUCCCCAAUGGGAAGAUAGAGGUUGGACUAGUACGCGAGAACUCGGGGUCGUCCAUGUUACAGUUAAACGGGACAAAUAUGCCCAAUCAGACCCAUCCCAAGUCAACCACCACCACAGGCAAUGACCUGACAGGGGGG